Mangifera indica (mango) is the source of this 937-nucleotide messenger RNA. RefSeq names its product outer envelope pore protein 16-3, chloroplastic/mitochondrial-like. Gene Ontology annotation, biological process: protein insertion into mitochondrial inner membrane. The coding region runs from base 175 to 654 and encodes 159 amino acids. Gene Ontology annotation, molecular function: transmembrane protein transporter activity. The record is from RefSeq and is a predicted model, not a curated record. Gene Ontology annotation, cellular component: TIM22 mitochondrial import inner membrane insertion complex. The transcript is spliced from 3 exons. Lineage: Eukaryota; Viridiplantae; Streptophyta; Magnoliopsida; Sapindales; Anacardiaceae.
UUUUUUUUUUAAAAAAAGGUAAGUUUUCAGCAAAAUGGAAAAGACAACUACCAAUUUAUUGAGCUGUAGAAUCUGACGGAGUUCUUAGUUGAAUCCCCUUCAUGUGUAGCCUGGAGUAACACACGCACUCGCUCGACUCUUCAAUUUUCAGAGGUACCUGUUUAGGAUAAAGCGAUGAAACCAUCAGAGCUUAGGUAUUUGGAGGAUGAAGAUACUCCUAUAAUGAAAACAUUUAGGGGUGCAACAAUGGGUUUGGCUGCUGGGACUAUCUGGGGAACUGUUGUUGCUACUUGGUAUGACGUGCCUCGUGUUGAGAGAAGUGUAGCGCUUCCAGGGUUGUUCAGGACGCUGAAGAUGAUGGGUAAUUAUGGGAUGACAUUUGCUGCUCUUGGGGGAGUUUAUAUUGGUGUUGAGCAGCUCAUGCAAAAUUACAGGAUGAAGAGAGAUUUUAUUAAUGGAGCUAUUGGAGGCUUUGUUUCUGGGGCAACUGUUCUUGGCUACAGAGGAAGGAGCAUUUCUACAGCUAUUUCUGCUGGCACAGCACUUGCUGUUACUUCUGCCGCUAUUGAUGUUGGUGGUCAAACCACAAGAAGAGACACUGGCAAGGAAUAUUAUCCUUACACCACAAAGAAAAGAUCUACUGCUGAUCAAUGAUUUCUCAGUCGAAAAGAAGCCAAUGGCAAAUACAUGAGACUGUGUUCGCCACUUCUUAUGUUUGCUUCAGAGAAGUAACAAUACUCUCAGCUCUAUCUUAUUGUUUCAAUUUGUAAGCUUUUAGAGCUUGAACAGAUGUUUGGAAUAAAUACGUUGUCAGUUUGCUCUGCUAGAUGCAGUUCUGAAUUUGAGGCGAUUAGCAGAAGCUCUGCUAUAAUUUGAGAUUCAUGCUUAGAACAAUCAAGAUUCAUCUAUUAACUUUGAAAACAUGUUUUGGAGUUCA